CUUCGUUAUUCGGUCUACCACCAGAAGCAACGGCUAUAACAUUUAUAUACUAUUUUUUGACGAAAAUGACCUCAAGCGGUUUGCACACUACAUAUACUGUACUACACGAUACACUAUAGUACUGUAAUGAUUCUCUGCCCGAAAAGGGGCUCGCAGUCUAAAAACGAAACCGAACAGAAGCCUUAAGGGAGACACUGGCCAACAGCCCCUCCUGGGCUCUGUAGGAUCAAUUGCUCUCCUCCUGCUAAAUGUUGAAUCACCCUUUAAAAGAUGCCUCCACCCAGCAUCAAACACUUCUCUGAUGUCUUAAAUAUAUUGGAACCCAGUAUUUAUUCAUUCAUCCGUUCAGUUUAUAUACCACCCUUCCUAAAGUGGUUCGAGGCAGUUUGCAUUAUUAAAAUAAAGUAACACAUAAUAAAACAAUGAAAAAUUAAGAAAACCCAAUUUAAACCAGAUUAAAACUCAUUAAAAUUAAGAGUAGAUAGUAUUUAUUUAUUUUGUUUAUAUUCUGCCCUUCCUAAAGUGGCUCAGAACAGUUUACAUUAAUUUUUUUUUUAAAAAAACCUAUUUAUUUAUUUAUUUAUUUAAUACACAUUUUAAGCCAGAUUAAAACUCAUUAGAAUUAAAACUAGAUAUUUAAAGAAGGGCUAAAAAGAUGGGUCUUUAGGCUCUCCUGAAAGUCUGCAAGGAAGAUAAUCCUCUUAUAUCCAUGGGGAGUGUGUUCCACAACCUAGGAGUGACAACUGAGAAGGCCCAAUCCCAGGUUGCCUCCAGAUGAACUGGUGGCACCCAAAGAAGGACCCCUCCUGAUGAUCUUAAUCAAUGGUGGGGAUCUUUAGAGAAAGGUGCUCUCUCAGAAUAGGACCACUUUCAAAUUUGAACCUUCAGAUGAAGAGAAAAGAAAGGUGGAAAGUAGUUGCAUCUUCACUGAUUUUAAAUAACUAAUUUAUUGAAGAUAUUUUAGGUUGCUUUUCUAUUAAAACAUACACACAAAGCAACUUUGUGAAGGAAUAUUACAUCUGCUGGACAAAGAUAUAAAAACAUCCUGUAGAGUCACUUGCCUGGAAGCUCUUCGCAUUCUCUCAAGAGACAAGAAAGUUUUAGUUCCUGUAACAACAAAAGAAAACUUGCAAAUCUUGAUGAAGCUGGCAAAACUGGACACCAUGGAAGAUCCUUUGGAGGAUGUCGCUGAUUUCCCUGUCAUAGUGGAAGCUUUAAAAUGCCUUUGUAACAUUGUUUUCAACAGUCCAGCUGCACAGAAACUCAGUCUGGAACUGAACCUGGCAGCUAUGCUUUGCAAUCUCCUGAAAAAGUGCAAGGAUCAACAAUUUGUCGAAGACAUUAAAUGCUUUGAUUUACGCCUCCUCUUCCUCCUUUCCCUUCUGCACACAGAUAUUAGGUCACAGUUGCGUUAUGAUCUUCAGGGAUUGCCACUGUUGACUCAGGCCUUGGAAAGUGCAUUUAGCAUAAGAUGGACAGAUAAAUAUAUCACAGCUGAUGACCAAGAAAUGUCACCUUUGUCACUACAAGAGACGGAUUGUGCUAUUGAAGCCCUGAAAGCUCUCUUUAAUGUAACACUCGACAGCUGGAAUGUACACAGUGAGAAUGACUCUCAUGAAUUCCGUUAUAUGACUGCCAUUCUGCGUCACUGCUUAUUAACUCUGGGCCCCACUGAAGACAAAACAGAAGAGUUGCACAGCAAUGCAAUCAACCUUUUAAGCAAUGUUCCAGUUUCUUGUUUGGAUGUCCUUAUAAGUCCUUCAACUCAAGAGUCCGCAGAAGAAACCGAUAUAAAAUACAAUGGUAUGAAUAUGGAUGCAAUUCAGGUCCUGCUGAAAUUUAUGGAGAAGAGAAUUGACAAGGGAAGCAGCUAUCGGGAAGGUCUCACCCCAGUUCUCAGUUUACUGACAAGAUGCUGCCGAUCCCAUCGGAACAUAAGGAAAUUUAUAAAAGCUCAGGUUUUGCCUCCUUUGAGAGAUGUAUCUAAUCGUCCUGAAGUUGGCACAACACUGAGAAACAAACUAGUGCGUCUCAUGACUCAUGUUGACCUCGGAGUGAAGCAAAUUGCUGCAGAAUUCCUUUUUGUCCUUUGUAAAGAGAGAGUUGACAGCUUACUGAAGUACACUGGCUACGGCAAUGCAGCAGGACUGUUAGCAGCAAGGGGCCUACUAGCAGGAGGAAGAGGGGAAAACUGGUACUCGGAUGAUGAAGAUACAGACACUGAAGAAUACAAAUCUGCAAAGCCAAACAUUAACCUUAUCACAGGCCAUUUAGAAGAGCCAAUGCCCAACCCUAUGGAUGAAAUGACGGAAGAACAAAAAGAAUAUGAAGCCAUGAAACUUGUCAACAUGUUCGAUAAGCUUUCUAGAGACAAGGUUAUAACACCGAUGGGAGUGCGACCAGAUGGCACAAUGACUCCUUUGGAAGAAGUCGUAUGCCAGUACCAAACCAAUGAGCAAGAAACUUCAGACUCUGACUAGAGCAUCAGCUGCUUCACUCUCUCACAUCCACCUUCCUUUAUACUUAUGGCAUCUUUUUAUUAUCUAAAUAUUAGACCUUUCACAUUAACCCAGUGUUGCAGCAACUGGUUUAUGUAUCAAAGUGUUUAAAUUAUUCUGUGAUGUAAUAUUAGCAUUUCUAAGGCCUCUGUUUACAUAGCAAUGGAUAAUAAGUUAUUAACUUAAAGCUAAUUGUAUUUCAAUGGGUUGAAAAAUGUGCUGUGAAAUUUAAAAAGAUAAAACUUAAUAUUUGCUUAAGACAUUGUAAUAGAAGUAUCUCUCUUUUUUUAAGUUGUUGUUGCCUUUUUCAACACUCUACACAAAAGAGGGAAUUUAUCUGGAAUCUCAAAUCAAAACUGACACAAAUAAAACUCUCGAUUUGGCUUAAGAAGAUACCCAACAGGUAAUCUAUUUAAUCAGUAUUCAAUAUUUUUCCUUUGUUUCUCACCAUCAUAAUUAAAUGGUCUCUAAAGGACUUUUGAGCCUUGUUAAAUCGAUCAGUAUAAACCACUAAACUACAAAUGGUUUUUUAUUGUUUCUAUACUUAAGUUCCAGGUAGACUCGUCAGUUGUGUCAGGAUAUUUUUACUUGUCCCCAGUGUCAGCUUUGAGAAUCUAGGUCACAGUAAACUGGCGCAUAGCUUGUUACUUCAAGAGGGUUAUCUACAUGGCCUAACCUAGUGUUCUGUAACCCUGACCCCUACUCUUUGGCCUCUGCACAGUCCAAACACAUCACCAAUGGCUGGCUAUGCUAGACAAGGGGGUUACAGAGUCAUGGGUUGGACAAGCCAAUCUCUCCUGUCCCUCAAUUGCUUUUUUAAAGGCUACAUAUGAAAGUAAGCUCUAAUGUAUGAAGCAGUGGAAAUGGAGGAUAGGCUGCCUUGAACUGUAUUGCGUAUAUGAACAUAAUCUUACUGUAUAAUAAAUGCUCAAAAGUGGAGGGUGUGUAAUGUUCUGACAGUAAAACUUCACAUAUAAACUAAA
Molecule: messenger RNA, 3481 nt
Organism: Hemicordylus capensis (graceful crag lizard)
Lineage: Eukaryota; Metazoa; Chordata; Lepidosauria; Squamata; Cordylidae
Gene: RIC8B
Product: RIC8 guanine nucleotide exchange factor B
Exons: 11
Coding region: 1140-2480 (446 amino acids)
Biological process (GO): G protein-coupled receptor signaling pathway
Cellular component (GO): plasma membrane; cytoplasm
Molecular function (GO): guanyl-nucleotide exchange factor activity; G-protein alpha-subunit binding
Source: RefSeq, a predicted model, not a curated record